CUCUAUGUUUUUCUCAUCUCUUUGUUUCUCUCGUCCUUUUGUUCCUCCGUCUCUCAGUGUCUCUCAUACGCGUUUUUCUGAUCUCUGUGUUCUUUAAAUGUUCUCUCGUCUCUCUUUUUCUCUUCCCUUUUAGCAUCUUUUGUCCCUGUGUUUCUCUCGUCUCGUUGUGUUUUUGUUUGUACCUACACAAUGUUAACCGUGACAUUUCUUGUGUGGACAGGCAAACUGUGCCCGUGUCUUUGGCGGAUCUGGCUGGACAGCCGGACAGUUGUCGUUCGUCUUAUGACAACCUGGUACUUCCGUCGUACGAGGAUGCAGGAGCCUCCCCACCUGAGCACGAGACACAGACCCCAAGCGGGACCUCCGAGCGGGUCGGCGAGACAGGGUGUGGACCCCCGUCAACUUGCUGCACAGCUGGAGGGGAUUCGCGAGGCUGGCUCGCCUGCUGAGAACUCGCCUAGCUCCUCCCACCCCGAUGUAGCCACGCCCUCUGUGUCCUCGCCCUGUAGUACGCCUAGGUCGGACCCGACUAGCACCUCCUCUGAUAGACAGCAGAGGCCGCCUUCUGCCUCCUCCCACGCCCCCGGAGGUGCGGACAGAGGAGAUAGGAACGUAGAUCACCACGCCCCAGACCGCCACUCCGGUAGACGGCGCCGUAGACACUCGCCCAACCCAGAGAAACCACCGCCACAGCAUCAGCAAUCCCACCACCCCCAUCGACAGCAGCACCAACAACAUCAUCACCACUCGCCCCACCACCACCAUCACCAUUCUUCCCCUCACCACAAGCAGCAGGAACCAUCGUCUCCACCCCCACCACUGGACCCACCACCACCAUCAUCGUCACAUCAGCAGCAGCAGCAGCAGCAUCGUCAACAACACCAACAGCUGCAGCAACAACAACAGCAACAACAGCAUCAGCAGCAACAACAACAACAACAUCAGCCGCACUCGCAGCAGAACCACCAGUCUGAUUUAGACUGUCUACCCCCGGAUAGAGCACCCCCUCCAAGACGAAGAACAGACAGAAGAAAACAGCAACAGCCGCAGCAGCCACCACAACAGCAACAGCAACAACAGCAGCAACAACAUCAACCGCAACAACAACUACAACAACAACAACAACAACAACAACAACAACCACAGCAACAGGAGCUGGAAUUUCCUCCUCAAUCUGCUGUGAUGGCGCCCCCGGAGAAGCCACGCCCCUCGCCGCUCUACGACCACCCAGAUGACGGCAUAUGCUCAAGCCCCGCCCUUAACGACCGGCUGAGAGCGUCGCCUCCCUUGGAUACGAGGCGUUCAAUGAAAACGCGGCCUUCCAAGAAAGGGAAAGACAAUUUUCUCUUCCCGGUUAAGUCUCAACCAGAGGUGUGUGUGUGUGUGUGUGCGUGUGUGUGUGUGUGAGUGUGAGUGUGUUUGUUGUUCAAAUAAUGACCCCAACCACCCAAGAGUGAAGGCGUGCCUUUUUGGAGGGUUAUUUUUAUGUGCAUGAUACUUGGGUGUGUGUGUGUACGUG
This is a messenger RNA of Aplysia californica (California sea hare), 1519 nucleotides long. RefSeq names its product activating signal cointegrator 1 complex subunit 2 homolog. The record is from RefSeq and is a predicted model, not a curated record. NCBI's taxonomy places the organism in Eukaryota, Metazoa, Mollusca, Gastropoda, Aplysiida, Aplysiidae. The coding region runs from base 190 to 1407 and encodes 405 amino acids. The transcript is spliced from 3 exons.